AUGUUCGCCAAAUCCCUUGCGGCUGCUGCCAUCUUCGGCUUCUCCCUUGUCAACGCUCAUAUGAUCAUGACCAACCCCGUCCCCUACAGCAAGGAUUCUUUGAACAAUUCGCCUAUCUUGGCAGAUGGAAGCGACUUUCCUUGCAAGAAUCCUGGUUACACCGUCUCCACGGAAAACCACUUGACGAAGGGCCAGCCCUUCAACAUCGAGUUCCAAGGCAGUGCUACCCACGGUGGUGGCUCUUGCCAGAUCAGUAUCACCUCGGACCGAGCCCCUACAAAGGACACAAAGUGGAGCGUCAUCCAGUCAAUUGAGGGUGGCUGCAUGGAUGAAAGCGAAGGCAACAGUAACCAGGCCGGUGGUGCAGGCAUGAAAGCUGCAUUCUCGCCCAGCAUCACCAUUCCCGAUGAUUUCGAGGACGGCCAGUAUACUCUUGCCUGGACUUGGAUCAACCGCAUUGGAAACCGUGAAUUCUACAUGAACUGUGCCCCUGUUACUCUGAGUGGAGGUUCUUCUGCGAAGAGAUCGGAGGUGGCUACUGUCGAGAAGCGUGCCGGAGAUUACCCUGAUAUGUUCAUUGCCAACAUCAACGGCUGCAAGACCAAGGAGAACUACUCCCCACGCUUCCCUAACCCCGGAUCGAACGUUGAAUCUUUCAACGAGGCACACCUAAUCGGAGCGGACGAGGAUGUCUGCGACGGGGGAUCAUCACCGACCUGGGGAGACGCUGGCUUCAGCGACGGCACUAGCUCUGCGGAGCCUACCAUGGAAGGUGACUCUUCCGGAGCGUCUACCACCCCAACAGCUCCCACCGAUGCUGCUGCUCCCACCGAUGCUGCUGCUCCCACCGAUGCUGCUGCUCCCACCGAUGCUGCUGCUCCCACCGAUGCUGCUGCUCCCACCGAUGCUGCUCCCACCGAUGCUGCUCCUACCGAAUGGGCUCCUACCACUGUCGCCACUACGCCUGCAGUUAGCAUCGGAGGAGCCGUCGCGGUCCCCGACUUCACCGGUGCACCCGCAGCUGCGCAGACCACUGAGCCCGUGGCCGUUGUCCCUACUCCUUCCUCGACCUUCCAGUCUGUUGCUGCACCAACCGCCGCACCGACCUCUUCGCCCAGUACUGGUUCCACCUCCACUACUGGUGCCCUUUCUGGCUCCUGCACCGACGAAGGCUCCUGGAACUGCAUCGGAGGCUCAUCCUUCCAGCGCUGCGCCAACGGAGCCUGGACGCCUACUCAGAACAUGGCUGGCGGUACCGAGUGCACUCCCGGCCAGAACGUGAACUUCGCGGUCAAGGCUGUCAAGAUCAACUCUCGCAUGCAGAAGGAGAAGCGUUCCCGCCGACGCGCCCACGGCCACAUCAACAUCCACUCGUAA
Messenger RNA from Aspergillus mulundensis, 1377 nucleotides. Its product is annotated as lytic polysaccharide monooxygenase AA11 family protein. NCBI's taxonomy places the organism in Eukaryota, Fungi, Ascomycota, Eurotiomycetes, Eurotiales, Aspergillaceae. The record is from RefSeq and is a predicted model, not a curated record. Bases 1 to 1377 code for a protein of 458 amino acids. The transcript has a single exon.